Messenger RNA from Anopheles aquasalis, 3362 nucleotides. RefSeq lists its product as uncharacterized. Lineage: Eukaryota; Metazoa; Arthropoda; Insecta; Diptera; Culicidae. The record is from RefSeq and is a predicted model, not a curated record. Gene Ontology annotation, molecular function: hydrolase activity.
AUGCAUCGUUUUGUGGCGGCCGUACUGCGUCUGGUCGUUGGCCUGAUGAGUGGUUGGUGGACCCGGUUUUGCCUCCGGUUUCAAUCACCGGCCACCAUCUGUACGGUCACGAUCGGACCGGGUAAGUUACGCGGAGUGACGGCAAAGGGUUAUCAUUACUUCAAGGGCAUCCGCUAUGCCGAGCCUCCGAUUGGUGAUUUGCGUUUCAAGCCUCCCGUACCGCUGAAGACGUUCGCGCAACCCGUGGUGGACUGUUUCGUGGAGGGAAGCCGAUGUAUACAGUACGAUCAAAUUUUGAAAGUGUUGAUCGGUUCCGAAGAUGGACUGUUCCUGAACGUCUACACACCGGAACUGCCUGGCGGUGGGGACGGGGGUCAACCGAACCUUCCGGUGAUGGUGUAUAUCCACGGGGGAGGAUUCAAGUGCGGCAGUGGCGACGCAUUCCUGUACGAUCCCGUGUACUUUGUGCAGCGACGCGUGGUGAUCGUAACCUUCAACUAUCGGCUAGGGCCACUUGGAUUUCUCUCCUUCCCGGAAGCCGGUGUGCCCGGUAAUGCUGGGCUUAAGGAUCAGCUGUUGGUGUUGCGCUGGGUACGCGACAAUAUUGCCGCGUUCGGUGGCAACCCGCACAAUGUGACACUCUUCGGAGAGAGUGCUGGUGCCAAGGCGGCCUAUCUUCACUAUUUGUCACCGGUUUCCAGGCAAUACUUUCAUCGUGUCAUCUGCCAGAGCGGUGUGGCGUGUUCCGAUUUUGCACUGCAAGUUGAGCCAACACUCAAAGGACGCAAACUGGCAGAAUGUGUUGGUUUUACGGGCUCAUCCGAUGCAAAGGCGCUCGAGACACUAAUGAAUGCACCGGCUGAACAGCUGAUCAAACAUGAGCUGCAAACGCUGCACGAGUCGGAACGCUACCAGGAGCUACAGUUUCCCUUCCGUCCGGUGGUAGAGGCUAACGAACCCGGAGCCAUCAUUACGCAGCAUCCACAAGAUGCACUUCGAUCAUCGCUCCAUCCACCGAUUCCAAUCAUAACCGGUUGCAACAGUGGCGAGGGCAUUAUGGCCUAUGCCAAUGCCAAACACCACCUUGGCGAGUACAAUGACCAACCAGAGCGUUUGCUACCACCGUGGCUUCAUCUACCGUCGUCCGUUCGAACCGAGGUAGCACUAAAAGUGAAAGGAUUCUACUUUGGCAAAGAGCCAGUUUCACGGCACACCCUGGUGCAACUAUUGGAUCUUCUGUCCGACAAUGAGUACGUAACUGCGACGCUAACGGCAGCCGAGCUAAUGGCCAGACACCAGCCGCUUGUGCCGCACUAUGCGUAUUAUUUUACCUUUGAUGGACGGUUUGGGAAUUUGAAGCAACUAUUGAACCUAUCACACCUGGCCGGGGUCAGCCAUGGGGACGAUGUGUUCUACAUGUUCCACUCGCCCCUCAAUGCCACGCUGGAGAAGGAUGCCGAUGAGCAUCGGGUGCGGGAUGCACUAGUCGCCAUGUGGACUGAUUUCGCGCGUUACGGAAAUCCGACUCCGGGGGAGGCCGAUAAGAAAAGUGUUUCCUGGGAGCCGGUAAAGCCAUGUGCCGCUGUGAGACCGGUGGUGACCGUGAAGCAAGGCAAACUUCGGGGUAUUACGUCGACCUUGCCCAACGGGACGCAGUAUCACUACUUCAAGGGCAUCCCGUACGCGGAGCCACCGGUGGGUGCAUUACGAUUUAAGCCACCGGUACCAUUGGAGCGAUUCCGCAAACCGAUUGUCGACUGCUACGCCGAGCGAUCUAAUGCGGUCCAGAAAGAUUUCUUCUCGGAUCGUGUCAGUGGCGCAGAGUCCAGCCUGUAUCUGAAUGUGUUCACUCCUCGGCUGCCGGGUGAGGCGGAUGUUACGAAGGGUGUUCCGAAGCGGCCAGUCAUGGUGUUCAUCCAUGGUGGUGGUUUUAUGAACGGUACCGGUAGCAGUUUGUUCUACAAUCCGGAGUACUUUGUGCAAGAGGAUGUGGUGAUGGUAACGAUCAACUAUCGUCUGGGACCACUCGGAUUCCUCUAUCUGCCCGAUGCCGGUGUGCCUGGUAAUGCUGGGCUUAAGGAUCAGCUGUUGGCGCUCAAGUGGGUGCAUGAAAACAUUGCCCAGUUCGGUGGCAACCCGGAGAAUGUGACUCUGUUCGGAGAAAGCGCCGGCAGCAUGUCAGCGUACUUGCACUAUCUCUCGCCCAACUCACGAAAGUACAUCCAGCGAGUAAUCUGUCAGAGUGGUGUGGCCUGUAGCGAUUCGUUCUUCCAGAUUGAACCACAGGAGAAGGCACGCAAGUUGGCACGCUUCUUCGGUUAUACCGGUGAUAGCGAUCAGGGUGCUCUCGAAACCCUCCAGAAGGUACCGGCACAGCUGCUGGCCAAGCAUCAGAACGAGGUCAUAAGCGAUGGCGAGAAAAAGCUCGCGCUCAUCUUCAUCUUCCGGCCGGUGGUUGAGCGGCAGCAGACUGACGACAGCAUUAUCACGCAGCACCCACAGGAGAUCCUGAAGACCUACGACGCGCUACGGAUGCCCCUCCUCGAGGGUUGCAAUAAUGGUGAGGGCAUUUUAGCUUUGCGUACUCUCGGAUCAAAAUGGCAAUCGUUCCUGAAGUCACCGGAGCGGCUCGUACCGGUGCUACUGUCCAGUAAAGCACCAAACCUAGACCGGGCACUGGUUGGGCAGGAGCUGAAGCGUUCUUACUUUGGCGAUCGUCCGCUGACCGCCGAACAGACGCUGAACCGUAUGUGUGACCUGCUGUCCGACAACACCUUCAUCACUAAUUCAGUAACGAGUGCCGAAUGGAUGGCCAAAUAUCAACCAAAGGCCCCACACUACCACUACCGCUUCACCUUCGAUGGACGGUUCAGUAUGCUCAAGCGUCUUUUCCAACAAUCGCACGUUGCCGGUGCGUGCCACGGUGACGACUUGUUCUACAUGUUCAACCCUUGUUUUCUCCCGAAAGUACCCGCAGACAGCGAUGAGGUACGCGUUCGACGUAUAUUGGUGGCACUGUGGACGAGUUUCGCUAAACAUGGUGACCCAUCCGUCGAUGUACCUACAGAGCUGGUGCCAGAAAAGUGGACCCCGGUACGCAAGAUCGCACGUGAUGCAACGGAUUUCGACCUCGACUGUCUCGAGAUCAAUGCAGCGCCCCGAAUGGUCAUCAAUCCGGCUGGUGAUCGGAUAAGGCUGUGGCGUCGCCUACUGAAGCAAUACCGUCCCGACUACCUUUGAGGGACCGGUGUUGCCGAAAUGUCACAUGGUACCAACCGAUGUUCCCACGGGGAGGUGUUACUUGCCGAAUGUGAAUUUGGCAGCCAAAUAAACUGCUUUCCUCGCGGAAACAUGACAAACUA